AGGGCUUGCGUUUCUAUCGUCUCUUCUCUCUGCAGCGGCUGCGAGGAGAUUGCACGCCUAUACAUAUAGAGAAAAAGAGAGAGAGAGAGAGAGAGCCUCUGUCUCUAUCUGCAAACACAACCUAACCCUAUCCACGAUACCAAACGCCCCUUUCUCUCUUUACCCAAUCGGACGGCUGCAAUCUCUUCCCCUUAUCUUUUCCUAAAAAAUCAACGGCGCCAAGUUAUGAUGGCGGAUCCGACGGUGAUAAGCUUGAGACCUGGAGGCGCCGGUGGCCUCCGUGCCCCCAGAUUCCUCGCACCCCGCUUUGAUUCUUCUUCUUCAGAGGCUCAGGCUCUCCAGUCCCAUGCCGGCCUCGCUCCAGCCUUCAAGACUGGUGACUUGCGGUUUGAAGGUCGUGAGCGUGUUCGAUAUACUAGAGAUCAACUUUUGCAGCUCAGGGAGGCUACUACUAUCCCUGAGGAAAUUUUGAAGAUUAAACAAGAAAUAGAUACUGAGUUUGUUAUAGAGGAUCCUACUUGGGGUCGUGCAGAUGCCAAUCUGCAACCUCAACCCCAAGCUCGUUAUUCUGAGCCAGAUAAUCGCGAUUGGCGCGGUCGAUCUGCACAGUUGCCUGCUUCUGAGGAAGAUAAAAAGGAAUUGAAUAACCAGCAAAAUUCCCAGUUUGGAAGGGCGCAAAUUUCUGGUAACCAAGUGGUAGGGCCUGCUCCUGCCCUUGUUAAGGCAGAAGUUCCAUGGUCAGUUCGAAGAGGAACUUUGUCUGACAAGGAACGUGUGUUGAAGACAGUGAAAGGUAUAUUGAACAAAUUGACCCCGGAGAAGUUUGAUGUUCUCAAGGGUCAACUUAUUGAUUCUGGAAUCACAACUCCAGAUAUUUUAAAGGAUGUUAUCUUUCUGAUAUUUGAUAAGGCUGUGCUGGAGCCAACAUUUUGUCCUAUGUAUGCCCUUUUAUGCUCAGAUCUUAAUGCAAAGCUUCCUCCUUUCCCAUCUGAGGAGCCUGGUGGGAAAGAAAUCACUUUUAAACGAGUCCUAUUGAAUAAUUGUCAAGAAGCUUUUGAAGGUGCUGACAACCUAAGGGCAGAAAUUAGGCAGAUGACUGCUCCUGAGCAAGAAAUGGAAUGCAGAGAUAAAGAACGAAUGCUUAAGUUGCGAACUCUAGGAAACAUACGCCUUAUUGGAGAACUUUUAAAGCAAAAGAUGGUGCCUGAAAAGAUUGUCCACCAUAUUGUUCAGGAGCUUCUGGGACAUGAUGGCAAAGCAUGCCCUGCUGAGGAGAAUGUGGAGGCAAUAUGCCAAUUUUUCAACACCAUAGGUAAGCAGCUGGAUGAAAGCCAAAAAUCUCGGAGAAUCAAUGAUAGCUAUUUUAGUAGGUUGAAGGAGCUGACUACAAACACUGAACUUGCACCACGGCUGAGGUUCAUGGUCCGUGAUGUUCUUGAUUUGCGGUCUAACAACUGGGUCCCCAGGCGUGAAGAGGUUAAAGCAAAGACUAUCAGUGAAAUCCAUUCAGAAGCAGAAAAGAAUCUAGGGUUGCGUUCAGGUGCAACAGCAAUGAUGAGAAAUGCUCGCAAUGCUGGUUCCCAUGGGGAUUUGAGCCCCGGAGGGUUUCGUGUUUGUAGGCCUAUGUCCGGAAUGCGAGGUACCAGGAAAAUGCCUCUUGAUACUGACAAUUGGGAGGUUUAUCGAUCCCGUUCAAUGACCAAGCGUGAUGGUUUGGGGCCCUCCCAGUCUGCCAUCCGUGUCCAGCCACCUUUGAUCAACAAAACACCUUCUCUUAAUUCAAAAUUUUUACCUCAAGGAAGUGGUGGCAUAAUAGCUGGGAAAACAAGUGCCUUGUUGCAGGGAGCUGGAGUUGAACCUCUUACUCAAAACCCCAAACCUAUAGUUCCGGCUGCAUCUGCAAUUCCUUUGGAGAAGCCUCUGGCUCCUGCAACUGUAUCAGAUUCUGCUAAGCCUCUGGCUCCUGCAACGGUGUCAAAUUCUGCUGUUCUUCAUAGGAAAACUGUUUCUCUGCUGGAGGAAUAUUUCAGUGUUCGGAUUCUCGAUGAAGCACUUCAAUGUGUGGAGGAGCUGAAAGCCCCAGCUUACCAUCCAGAGGUUGUUAAGGAAGCUAUUGCCGUUGCUCUGGAAAAGAUCCCACCAUGUGUGGAACCCGUUAUAAAGCUUCUUGAGUUCUUGUUCAAUAAAAAAGUUGUGACAUCUGUUGAUAUAGGAACUGGGUGCCUUCUUUAUGGGUCAAUGUUGGAUGAUAUCGGCAUUGAUUUGCCAAAGGCACCAACUAAUUUUGGUGAUGUUAUUGGGAAGUUGGCUCUGGCAGGUGUGUUGGACUUCAAGGUUGUGACACAAAUCCUGAAGAAGGUGGAAGAUGACAUGUUCCGGACAGCCAUCUUUGGUGCUGCUAAGAAGAGCAUUACGUCCAGCCCUUCUGGGCAAGAAUUUUUGGCAAACCAGGAAACUGAGGUCCAGGCUUGUGAGACUUUGCUUUCCUGAUUCAUGCUAGUUUUAGUUAUCAGAGGAAAGCUAUCUGGCUUUUGGCCGCAGGGGGAAAGAGCAGUAGGCCUUAUAUUUUCCCCCAUAUUUUUGAAAGUUAUUUAACGGAGGAUAAUUUUAUUCAGUUGUAUAUUUUUCUUUUUGGGGAUUUUAGUUUAGUUUUGAUGAAGCUGAGAAACAUGAUGUCUUGUAUUUCUCUCGAGCCUGGGUUAAAUUCUUCCCAGGAACAAUCGAGAUGAACAGGAUCUUGCAUGAUCCUUUUGUUACAUUAGUUUUGCAAUCUUGUACUAUUAAUCUGGAAUUUGUACUUGGCCGGUAUGUGGUCUUAAAUUUUCUCUAUGGAUAUUGUUUAUCACUUUGUCUUUUAGCUU
Messenger RNA from Prunus mume (Japanese apricot), 2861 nucleotides. NCBI's taxonomy places the organism in Eukaryota, Viridiplantae, Streptophyta, Magnoliopsida, Rosales, Rosaceae. The record is from RefSeq and is a predicted model, not a curated record.